UUGUUACACUUGUUUUUAUUUCUUCCGUUCAUAACGUAAGUGCUACUCUCUCUCUUUACAGCACCACGAAGCGAAUCUUCACCAAGGCAGCAGCGACGCUCCUCUCAACGGCGGUUCCAGCCAGCGGCGCGACCCUCCCAUCGGCGGCGGUCCACAACCAGCGGCGCUCCUAAAGCGGUGGUCUCCAACAACAGCGCAACCCUAGCAGUAGCUGCGAUCCUCCUCAGCGGCGCGGCGCUUCCCUCACUCCCCAGCCAGUGGCGCGACGCUUCCUCCCUCCCUGUCUCCCAGCCAGUGGAAGGGUUUGUUUUUUCUUUAUGAAUUUUUCACGCUUCCCUAUCAUCCAAGAGUAGGGAUUUAGGUUUUUGACGGAAAUGGUUUACCUGAUCUUGUGGGUUGUUAGCAUCUGCUUGCCACCAAAGUAAUAAGAUGACCGCGGUGGAAAAACUGGGAAUAAAUUUUAGACUUCAGUUCUUCAUCAAGAGGACAAGAAUAUACAGCCCACAUUUCCAAAGCGGCAGCUGGACCUAUUGUCAUUCCAAACAUCAAAGUGAAAUCCCACACUGCCUUUGUUAUAAACCUGGCGUUGUCUUUUUAUGUUUACUAAUAUUAUAAAAAUAUUAGAUUUUGAAGUCUGAUACUUAAUCCUUCGAGCUAAAACUGAACGGAUUGAGUAUUUUUCUGCUCGCACAUUCAUGUUCCAGCCUUCUUGUUUUGUGCAAUUGUCGUUCAUUUUUCAUCCUUCGUUGAAAGUUGCACUGUGAUUGUCCACCGUUUUCUGGUUUCUCUUUGGCUGAGUUUCGCUCAUCUCUGAAGAAAUAUGGCUGCCAAUUUCUGGACAUCAUCUCAUUACAAGCAUCUUCUGGACCAGGAAGAUGUGGAUAUGGUGAAUACACUUGACAAGGAAAAGGGUAUCACACUGGAGGAUUUUAAGCUCAUUAAGAUGCAUAUGGCCAGUUAUAUUUUGAAAUUGGCACAACAAGUAAAAGUGAGACAGAGGGUUGUGGCCACAGCAGUUACAUACAUGAGGCGUGUUUACACCAAGAAGAGUAUGACAGAAUAUGAUCCACGCUUGGUAGCUCCAACAUGCUUGUACCUGGCAUCAAAAGCAGAAGAAAGCACAGUGCAAGCUCGGCUUCUUGUAUUUUACAUUAAAAAGCUAUAUGCUGAUGAGAAGUAUAGAUAUGAAAUCAAGGACAUACUUGAAAUGGAAAUGAAGGUUUUAGAAGCUCUUAAUUAUUACCUGGUUGUAUACCACCCAUACCGUUCACUAUCUCCGUUGCUUCAGGAUGCUGGUUUGAAUGAUCUAAACAUGACUCAGUUAACUUGGGGCCUUGUAAAUGACACAUACAAGAUGGACCUAAUUCUUGUACAUCCUCCGCAUUUGAUUGCUUUAGCUUGCAUAUAUAUUGCUAGUGUACUUAGGGAUAAAGACACCACUGCUUGGUUUGAAGAACUUCGUGUUGACAUGAACGUGGUCAAAAACAUAUCAAUGGAGAUACUUGAUUUUUAUGAAAGCCAUAGAAUGUUCACUGAGGAAAGAAUCAAUGCUGCUCUCCAGAAGUUGACCUUGAGACCCUAAAAGCUUUACUUGAGGUGAUGAGUCAAUGCUGAAUAUGUGGAAUGAAAUUAUACUGUCUGGUCUUGAAUGAUUUUGACAUGUUUUGCGGUAGAACGCUUUCAAAAUGUAUCCAAUAGUAAGGGCACAUAAUAUGGGGUUAAUUCAAAGGGAGUGAUGUAAAGGCAAUAUUUCUUGGUUCAGAGAAUCUUUAGUUUUAUCUAUUUACUGCGUCAUAACUUGAUUGCACUAAACAACCUAUAAUUUUAUUUUAUUUUGCAUA
Messenger RNA from Vigna unguiculata (cowpea), 1841 nucleotides. Its product is annotated as cyclin-C1-2-like. Lineage: Eukaryota; Viridiplantae; Streptophyta; Magnoliopsida; Fabales; Fabaceae. Gene Ontology annotation, biological process: regulation of transcription by RNA polymerase II. The record is from RefSeq and is a predicted model, not a curated record. Gene Ontology annotation, molecular function: cyclin-dependent protein serine/threonine kinase regulator activity.